AUGACCGAACGCCGGGACAAGACAGAUACAGCACCACGAAAACGGGCGCUCGUGAGCUGCGACCGGUGCAAAUUACGAAGAGCUCGAUGUAUUCGCGAUAACCCGGACGAGCCAUGUGCGGAUUGCAAAUUGAGUGGGGUGCAGUGCGAGUCGAAGUUGCCACGAAAACAGAGGGUCUACGGGAGCGUAGAGACGUUGAGCCUACGGUACAGAGCACUCGACUCAUUGGUCAAAGGCCUCUUUCCACAAGAAAACACACAGGAUGUUAGCGUCCUAUACAAGAUUGCUGCAGCGCAAAACAUUCCUAUGCCGGAAAGCGACGAUUACACGCCCGCCGACAUCUUCAGUAACCGUAGCAGUCAGCCACUCCCGCAACGCCAACAGCAACAACAACCACAACAGCCUCUACAAAGUGCACCGGGGUCGCAGCAGACCUUUGCUUCUCCACAGAACCUGACUGACUCUGCACAUUCCCGGGAGACUACCUCUCCACCAUUCACGAGGAGAGAUAGCAACCAACAAAACCCCUUCUCAGAAGUGCAAGAGCCGUCGCGACAUCCCGAGGAACUGAUCCCAACAAGGCAUGGCGUGCCGCAUUACUUUGGUCCUUCGAGCAGUUUCAGGCUUGCUACAACCAUUCGAGCGCUAGUUGCUCGCUACAAAGCUGUGUUGGGGACAGACUUUCCGGUCUUUCGCGCACCUGGCUCUUUUCGUUCCAACCCAGCAAGCAGAAUUGGGAUUAGAUCUGGCAUGUCGCUCCAAGUUAGUAAUAUGAAUCCUUCAGACGAAGAGUAUACCGUACCCGAUUCUAGAGAGCAUCCAGCCCGAGAGCGAAGAGGUCGCAAACGGUCCAGAGUACAAAUGGAAGAGACAGAUGAUCAAUGGGAGCAUCUCGCUGGGGAACCUAAUCCACAUACUAUCGGGGACUUGCUACCCUCUAGAUCCCUCGCAGAUGCACUCGUUUUGGCCUUCUUUGACCAUGUUCACGUCUACCUCCCAAUUUUCCAUAGAAGCAUGUUUCAGUUUCGACUUGAAGCGACAUACGCGCGAAAGACAGAGCUACUCAAAGAUUGUUGGGACAUAGGGUGGCUAGUCGCACUAGCCUUAGUCUUUGCUUUCGGGUGCCAGCAGCUGCACGAGCAUGACCCUGAGCAAGCACACAAACUUCGAAUGGAAUAUCUCAGUUUUGCCAAGACAUAUUUCCGACAGCUCCUUACAACGACAUGUCUUGCCAAUGUCCAGGCUCUCGUUCUCCUCAACCUUCACCACCAUACCGUUGGACAGAAAAGCAGCUCUUGGCUGCUCAUAGGACUCGCGGCCCGAAUGGCUAUCACCAUGGGAAUGCAUCGAGACGGUGCAAAUAUGGAGUUCGAUCCGAUAGAGCGAAACACACGCAGGCAGGUUUGGUGGUCGAUCUACUCGUUUGAGAAGAUAUUGUGCAGUAUUCUCGGACGCUCAACGGCCAUUGAUGACCGCGAAAUGUCUUUCAAGAUUCCAGACGCGCCCAUGCUCGAGCAAAAGACCAUGUCCGCAGAGUUCAUGGGCUUUAACUUUGAAGUUGUUCGGUUAUCGUAUUCGAUUCGACAACGGGCGUAUUUUGACAAGAUUUCGGCCCAAGAACGAUCGCCAACAAUAACUGUCGCAGAGUCCUUACUUCAGGAGUGUGACGAUUUCUUCACGACGAUACCGACGCAUUUGUCGCUGAUAUUCUCACCAGUGCCGUCAGACCAAAGAGGGAGGAUACUAUUACUACACAUCUACUACUUCUACACGCGCUGCAUCGUCUCACGAGAUUUUCUCAUACGGAAGGUCGAAAGAAGUAUCAACCAAUUAGAGAACAAACCUCCUCCAUUUUCAGAAGACUGGGACAAGACUUUUGCUCUGAGCGAAGACUGUGUCGAAUCAGCCCAUAAGAGUCUUCAGUGCAUGAUGGCCGGUGCACAUCUUGGGAUGAUCGGAUACUCGUGGUUAGAUCUCUUCUUUAUCCUCCAUUCUGUCCUAAUCGUCUGCGCGGACUUUCUUGCACGGCCGAAGGAGCAGCCAGACUCACCCAAGGACACGGAGCGGAAAGAGAUGGUGCGCACAAUGCUCAACUAUGUUCGUGGGAUGAAGAAAUUGGCGCCUACGUACAUUAUUCUCAGCCAGAUCGCCAUGCAGUUUGCCAGUAUUACGGGCGUAGCUGAUGACUCGAUCACAUCGCACAUGUCGAAUGCGCCACACGACUCAGACAUUGAACCGCGUCCGUGGAUGGGGGGUGACGGCGCCACAGAGGGCCAAAUGGAAAUAUCGGAUGUUCAAGAAGAUUGGUUUGCGAAUGCAACGACAAAUCUAGGCUUGGAUUUCUUUGAUCUACAAGCCACAGCUGCAGGUUCAAUGCCAAUGCAUGCGGACCCUACAACUUACCCUAGUGGGUACUUCGUGGAUCCGAAUACCAACGUGGCAGUUGAUUGGACAGCUAAGACGACAAGGGGGGUGCACACUAUGUGA
Molecule: messenger RNA, 2487 nt
Organism: Cucurbitaria berberidis CBS 394.84
Lineage: Eukaryota; Fungi; Ascomycota; Dothideomycetes; Pleosporales; Cucurbitariaceae
Exons: 2
Coding region: 1-2487 (828 amino acids)
Biological process (GO): regulation of DNA-templated transcription; DNA-templated transcription
Molecular function (GO): DNA binding; DNA-binding transcription factor activity, RNA polymerase II-specific; zinc ion binding
Source: RefSeq, a predicted model, not a curated record